UCAUCGUUCACAGUUCACAGUAGGAGAGAAUAAGCGUAACUUAACUCUCAUAGGUUUUUCCCAUAAACACAUCAACUCUCAUUCUCCCAUACGUUUUUUUCUUAAGAAUAGGGUUGUUGUAAAUCGCACCGCUGAUCACUUUAUGUAAAUCACAUCGCCAUUAGCAGGAAUGGACAAGUUUGUGAUUAAAAGAAAGAGAACUUCAGAAGAGUUUCUUUCAUCUUCUAUUACUUCUGAUGGAACUGAUCCACAACAAGUACCUUCAAUUUCAAGUACUCAAGUACCUUCAUCUUCUAGUGCUCAUGGUCCAAAAGUACCUUAUGUCGAUGUUCCUAGUCCACAAGCAACGUCCACAGUUGUAGAUGAGGAGGUAUCGAGGUGGGACCUUCAAACAGACACUGCAAUGAGAAAACCGAUCUUGAGUUAUCAUCCAAAUGAUCAAGAUAAAGUCCGAAGAGCUUAUAUGCAAAGGGGUCCUUGCCAACCUAAGAAUUUUCCCUUUCCACAAAAGCUAAUGGGACAAAAGAAGCCAUCAAAUCGACGUUUCAAUGAAGCUUGGUUCUUAAAACAUGGAAGUUGGCUAGAGUAUAGCAUUUCCAAAGAUGCUGCCUUUUGCUUGCCUUGUUAUCUUUUUAGAAGUUGUGGUAAGGGUAAAGGUGUUUGUGAUGCUUUUGUAAAUGCCGGGUUUUCAAAUUGGAGUCAACCUGAUAAGUUAGAAAAACAUGUUGGAAACCAGAAUAGUGUUCACAAUGAUGCUUAUAUGAAAAGCCGCGAGUUACUACAGGAGUCACAUCAUCUUCGGAAUAUCGUUAGACGUCAAACAACAGAAGAGGGUUUGGGGUACAUGAUUCGUGUGAAUGCAUCAAUUGACUGUAUGCGGUUUCUCUUAUGUCAAGGAUUAGCUUCCCGUGGCCAUGAUGAAUCUGAUACUUCACAUAAUCAAGGUAACUUUCUUGAACUCCUUAAAUACACAGCUGAACAUAAUGAUAGUAUUAAGAGUGAAGUUCUGAAAAAAGCUCCUGGUAACAACAAGUUAACAUCACCAGACAUCCAAAAAGAAAUAGUAAGUGCAGCUGCAAUGGAAACUAUGGAUGUAAUUCGCGCCGAUAUUGGUGAUUCCCUUUUUGCUGUUAUGGUUGACGAGUCUCGCGGUGUAUCUAUUAGAGAGCAAAUGGCAGUUUGUAUACGUUAUGUCAACAAGGAAGGAUGUAUUAUUAAAAGGUUCAUUGGCAUCAUUCAUGUCCUUGAAACGACGGCAAUUUCAUUGAAGAAUUCAGUUGAUGCAUUACUUUCUAAAUAUGGUUUAAAUAUAAUGAGAUUGAGAGGGCAGUGUUACGAUGGUGCUUCUAAUAUGCAAGGUGAGUACAACGUACUUAAAGCACUCAUUCUAAAAGAAAACCCUUCAGCUUAUGUUGUUCAUUGUUUUUCGCAUCAACUUCAAUUGGCAUUAAUGAAUGUUGCUCAGAAGCAUGGUGAUGUUGCAUUGUUCUUUACUAUAGUUAGUGAAGUUGUUACAAUUGUUUAUGCCUCGUGCAAACGCAGAGAUGUUCUUCGACAAAAAGAACUUGCUAGAGUGGUUGAACUUGUUGAAAAAGGUGAACGUUUAACUGGCUCGGGAUUGAAUCAAGAAACUUGUCUCAAACGACCUUCUGACACACGUUGGGGUACACAUUACAACACGCUGCUCAGUUUAAUUUUGAUGUUUCCAUCAAUUUUAGAAAUGUUGGAGAUUGUAAGUCGAGAAGGUACUAGUGAAGCGAGGGGAAAAGCAUAUGCUUUUCUGAUUUUGAUGCCGACAUUUGAUUUUGUCUUUACUUUGUUAGGAAUCACUAACGAAUUGUCGCAAGCAUUGCAACGAAAAGAUCAAGACAUUGUGAAUGCUAUGAACUUGGUGAAGAUCUCUAAAGAACAACUACAGACCAUGCGGGAUGAUGGGUGGAAUAGUCUUAUGAAUGAUAUUUCUGCUUUUUGUGCUAAAAAUAAUAUUACAGUUCCUAAAAUGAUGUCUCCAUAUGUACCACUUGGACGAGGUAGACGUAAUCUACAAGAAGAGACAAAUCUACAUCAUUUUCAAGUUGGUUUGUUCAACAAAGGUGCGUUAAUUCGUCUUCCCAAACUAUAUCCAUCUGAUUUUUCUAAAAUGGAUCUCAUGAUUCUUGAACGACAACUAGACACCUUUCUUCGUGAUGUGCUUUCUAGUAACGAAUUUUUUGAGUUGGUUGGAAUCAGUGGGCUUGCGAAGAAAAUGGUUGAGACCAAAAGAGACAUAGUAUAUCCUCUUGUUUACUUGUUGAUUACAUUGUCUUUGAUAUUGCCGGUUGCUACAGCUACUGUUGAGAGAGUGUUUUCCGCUAUGCAGAUAGUGAAGAAUCGUUUGCGAAGUCGUAUUGGUGAUGAGUAUAUGAAUAACUGUUUACUCACAUAUAUUGAACGAGAAAUUUUUCGUAGUAUCAGCACCGACAAGAUUAGAAAACGAUUUCAACUUAUGGCACCACGUCGUGGGUACUGUUGAAUAUAGUAAGAGUUGGGUUUUUUGGUAAAGUAUAUAAGGUGUUCUUUUGGGUAACAAUGUUGCAUAGAAGGUGGUUUUUUGAGACUUUUGUGGAUAUUAGCACUUCGACAUGAUGCAUAAAGACAUAAAUUUAGAGAAAAUGAUCUGAAAUUUUAGAAUUAACUAUCUAACGUGCCUCUUGUGGUGUAUAUUUUGUUGUUACUGAACACUUGGGGGUUAUGAUAAUGAAAAAUAUUUUUGUUACAUCUUUAUGUUCUCUCUGUUUUUGUUGCUUCAAGUAGUUGUUGGUAAAUUUGAUUAUGACAACACUUACAGAUUUUAUAUUCUCUUAUAAUUUAAACUUUAUAUAUAUAUAAAGUUAGAUCAUAUUGUAUGGUCGAAAGUGUAUGUUUCUGUGACUAACAGGUUUAUUUGUUGGAGGUUGCUAGCAUACGACGCUGGAGACGAUGAUCGUUAAUAACAUACGUAAAAGGUACACAAUCUUUAGCAUUUUUUUUGUAUAGCCUUUUUUUUUACUGUGUAUUUUUUCAUUGCACCCCCUCUCUUAAAAUCCUGGCUCCGCCCCUGCUGCCUCGACGGAUAUCUAAGAACUUAUGAAACGUGCUCCACGUGUAAUUCAUAUCGGGAGUGACAGGUAAUACGGUUACGAAAUCAGGCAUGUUUCUGGCGGGAAAUGAAGGAAGGAUGGUAACGAAGAGGAACAAGAAGAAUGAGACGUGCUGAAACAUUUUUGUGUUCGUUUUUCUUUGGGAUUAGGAUUUGAAUAUGAAGAAGAGAAUGAAUGAAGGAUUUAGUUUGUUGUACAAGGGAUAAACUUAAAAGGAAUUGGAGAUGGAAGCCUAAGUGAGCACGAAAUGAUGUUUAAGUUAUGAAGAUUCUUUCUUGUGUUUGUGUUCUUACUAAAAGAUUCCGACUUUCAUAUGGUUAUGGUGGGUCAGCUACUAGCAGUAUUGCUUCUUGCUAUAAUUUUCUGUAUUUUUGUUGGAGUUUUUGAUUUUAACUUUUCUUAUUUACACCCCACACUUGUGUUGUUCGAUUGCAACAUCUGGUUUUCGCUGGUUUCACCUU
Molecule: messenger RNA, 3580 nt
Organism: Papaver somniferum (opium poppy)
Lineage: Eukaryota; Viridiplantae; Streptophyta; Magnoliopsida; Ranunculales; Papaveraceae
Product: zinc finger MYM-type protein 1-like
Exons: 2
Coding region: 170-2512 (780 amino acids)
Molecular function (GO): protein dimerization activity
Source: RefSeq, a predicted model, not a curated record